Messenger RNA from Ictidomys tridecemlineatus (thirteen-lined ground squirrel), 1230 nucleotides. RefSeq names its product testis expressed 101 (gene Tex101). NCBI's taxonomy places the organism in Eukaryota, Metazoa, Chordata, Mammalia, Rodentia, Sciuridae. The record is from RefSeq and is a predicted model, not a curated record. Gene Ontology annotation, cellular component: plasma membrane raft.
UCAUCCUGCAGCCAGCAAGAACUUGCUGCUUUAAAGUCGGGGAAAAGGAGGAAAGGGACUUAGAUUCCUGGAUCUGGAAGAAAGGGAAGGCCCUGGGCCAGACUCUGAGGUCUGAGAGAGGAGGGCCUGAGGCCCAGACUCCCGGGUCCGAAGAGAGAGGACUGAGUUUUGAGCUCCCAGAUCUUGAUCAGUUCUUCCUAACCUCUCUAAAAGAAGCCAUGCAAGCCUACCAUUUCCAGGAUUUCCUGUUCCUCUUUCUCCUAGGAGUCUCCUCCUUGACCUUGGCCCAACAUUUAUAUUGUCACAAGGGUGUGUAUGUGAAUAUAGAAGAUGAUCCAGCCCAAACAUUUAACUGGACCACAGAGAAAGUUGAGACUUGUGACAAUGGAGAACUUUGCCAGGAAAGUGUAUUAAUGAUUACAGCAGGGGACAAGACAGCCGUUUUGGCCACUAAGGGCUGCUUCGCGCAAUUGAUGGAGGCAAUGACAUUCGUCCAGCACGCUCCAUCUCCUGGUUUGACUGCAGUAUCCUAUAGUAACUACUGUGAGGAUCCACUUUGCAACAGCCGACAAAGCAUGGUUGAUUUUUCGAAAACACAAAAGACAUUAGAUGCCCCGGAAGUAGAGACCGCCAGUAUGACAGCAACCCUCCAUUGCCCAACCUGUGUAGCUGUGGGGACCUGUUUAAGUGCUCCUUCUCUGCCUUGUCCCAAUGGUACAAAUCGAUGCUAUCAAGGAAAAGUUGAGCUCAGUGGAGGAAGGAUGGAAUCAUCUGUGGAGGUCAAAGGCUGUACAAGUAUAAUUGGUUGCAGGCUGAUGGCCAGAAUCUCAUCAAUCGGACCCAUGGCAGUGAAGGAAGUGUGUCCUCAUCAGUCUGUCUAUCAAUCCCGAAAGACUGAAAGUGGAGCCACUUCGCUUCUCGUUUCAGUUUGGUGUUUAGCAUUAUUACUACCAACACUGCUGCAAUCACUUAUCUAUUUUUCCUGAGAAGGCAUUCCUAUUCCUGGGUCUCAGGAAACUUUUGACAGUGAGGCUUCUGACUGCUGGUCAUCAGUUGAAGGUAGAGAUUUGAAGGGGAACAGAGAGAGAGGCUGUGGAUAUAUUUGACAUGUCUAAUAAAAUUUCCAUUGUGAUUUGUGAAUACCUCAAGACUAGAAAUGGAAUUUUAGUGCUGAAAUAAAAUUUGUCUUCAACUCAUACAUUUUCCAAACAGGAAAUAUGAGGCUUAGAA